AUGGCGUCGUCUCAGAAGAGUUCCGGUGCGUACAAAUCCGCCUUCGAGAGGGCUGAGGGCGCCGUCACGGCCGUCGUGAGCCCGGUCUACAGCAGAGUGAAAGGGGUUCCCGGUGAUAUUCUUGUUUUCAUCGACAAGAAGGUAGACGAGGCAGCAAACAAAUUCAACGAUUGUGCCCCACAGUCUGCGAAGAAUCUCGUUUCGAAAGCCCAAUCCAUCAUCAAGAAAGCAUCCGAACUAGUCCAUGAGCUGACGGCGGAAGGCCAAGUGAAGGGUCCACUUGCAGCCAUUUCCCAUGUCUGCACAAUCUCAAAACAGGUGGCAGUCAAUCAGCUUGUGGUGGUUUGGUACAAGGCCAACAAGCACCCGAUCAUGCACGGCUUGUUUGAAAUGGCUAUUCCAACAGCUGCUCACUGGUCGGAAAAGUACAACAAGCUGGUCAAGAACCUGAGCACAAAAGGGUUUACUUUCAUGGGCUAUGUUCCUUUGGUCCCGGUUGAGGAAAUAUCGGUGGCGUAUAAACAGGUGGAGGCAGCUGAGUGCAAGAGUGAGUCGGACAAGGAAUAA
This is a messenger RNA of Striga hermonthica, 567 nucleotides long. Lineage: Eukaryota; Viridiplantae; Streptophyta; Magnoliopsida; Lamiales; Orobanchaceae. The record is from the annotation of a GenBank genome assembly.